CAGGAGGACCACUACAAGACCGCGUUUAAGACGCGAUAUGGGCGUGCCUUUUGGCCUUACGAAUGCCCCGGCCACAUUCCAAGCGGCUAUGACAACGGAGUUCCGACACAUGCUGGAUAGAUUCGUACUCAUCUACCUCGACGACAUCUUGGUGUACAGCCGGAGUUUGGACGAGCAUGUAGAGCACCUGCACACCGUUUUGGAGCAGCUACGACAAGCCAAGUACAAAGCCAAUCGCAACAAAUGCGAAUUCGCGCGGCAAGAGCUGGAGUACUUGGGACACUAUGUGACGCCGCAAGGCAUCCGUCCGCUUGCGGACAAGAUCGAGGCCAUCAGCGUAUGGCCCGAGCCCACCAACACCACAGACGUCCGUUCAUUCAUGGGGUUGGCAGGCUACUAUCAACGCUUCAUCACCGGGUACGCAAGGAAUGCUGCACGUAUGACGAGAUUACAAUCGCCAAAGGUGUCAAUCGUAUUCGAUGACGAUGCACGCCGAUCAUUCCAAGCACUCAAGACGGCCAUGCUCAUGGCACCCGUCCUUAGCAUCUACGACCCCACCCUGCCAACGAGAGUGAGAACCGACGCUUCCGGCUAUGGCAUUGGGGCAGUCUUGGAACAACACGACGGCGACGACUGGCACCCUGUGGAGUAUUUCAGCCACAAAGUGCCUCCCAUCAAUUCGCUUGAUGAUGCAAGGAAGAAGGAGCUGCUUGCGUUCGUGAUGGCUCUCAAGUGAUGGCGGCACUUCCUCCUUGAGCGUCGUAGGUUCAUAUGGGUCACGGACAACAACCCAUUGACCUACUACAAGA
This is a messenger RNA of Chara braunii, 809 nucleotides long. The record is from the annotation of a GenBank genome assembly. NCBI's taxonomy places the organism in Eukaryota, Viridiplantae, Streptophyta, Charophyceae, Charales, Characeae.